AUGUAAUAGAAUUCGAUCAGAAAACAAAACCCUUCGAAUGGGUGGGUCUAUGUCCUUAGAAACAGGCAAUCCAUCGACCAGAAUCUGGAUCGAUUUGAAGGGGAAAUGGAAGGCAAAAACAUCAGAAUUUAAUGUGAUGUUCUGAAACAAUACACCGAUCAAUUUAUGAGGUGUCUGGACGAGUUGAUCUAAUUCCCACAAGAAAACAUCAUACAUUAUCAAGACUUCUUUAUGGAUCCCCAAACAAAACAUUUAUAUGUGAUUUAGGAAUAUGUCCAAUAGGAAUCCUAUCUCAAUUACUAAUUGAAGCAUUAGUAACCUGACGACGUUCAAAAACUUAAGAUUUGUGAGGAUGUUGCCAAAGGAAUAUAUUAUCUCCACCUACUCAGCUACAGACACAGGAACAUAAAUCCUGAAAACAUCUGUUUUGUAAAUGGAUAGUAUAAAAUAACUAAUUUAAAUUAAGUUGUUCAUUUUAUAAUGAAAGAGAAAUUAGAUGCAGUAGGAGAUAGUUCUUAUUGGAAUUAAGACUUGAUGCUAGACAGAGUCUAUGAUCAAACUAUUGAUAUCUUUGCUUUUGCCUGUGUAGUAUUUGAAGUCUACACAUCGCAGAGGUUGUUCAAUCGAAACCAUCCAGACAGAACACGUAUCCCAUAGGAUAAAGUGCAAGAGCUUUCAAAACUACCCAACAAACUAAGUCAAUUCAUCUUUAAAGUCAUCGUAGAGGGAAAACCAGAAUUAGAAACCUAUAUAGACGAGCUUUAAAAAGAUGACUUAAAAAAUAGAAAAUACGAAGCAUCUUCGAUAGGGAACAAGCAAUAAUAAACUAGAAAUAUGAAAACUAAUCCUAUUGUGAAUUUUGAGUAAAAGGAAGUGCCUAAGUUCAAUAAUCUACCUCCAGCUCUAACCCCCUUUUAAACGAUGAAUGCACAAAAGCGUCCAUCCACUGUACUACACGGAAUUCCACAAACAACACAAUAAUUUAUCCAACCAAACAAAUUCCCAAUGGCAGCCAAACCGCCAGACACUUUUUCUGCACCUAUUUCAGCCAAAAUACCAGACUCUUUUUCUGUAUAACUUCCACCUUCAUAAUAACAAUUCUAAUUCUAAUCAACUCUAAAACCCAUAUAAUAAUCAAGCCCUUUCCCCAUGUUUCCAUAGCAAACUUCAUAAGAUAAAUAGAAUUAAGGAACCCUAAAACCAUUCGGCACUAUAUCGAAUAAAUUUACGAAUUUCCCCAUUCCAAAUAAUGAGUUGUCCUCAAUGACUCAAAAUUUUAAUCAAGCAAUCGUUCAACAAUCAUCUUAGCCAUUCGGUUAAAAUGUUCUUCCUUAGAUUUUUGAUACUUCCUAAAGUCUACAUAAAAAAAAUAAUUCUCUAUCCAAACCAUUCUAUUAAGAGAAUACAUACAUUUAAAAAACAGACCCAGAUGAAGACAUCUUUAAAUGCUAGAUAGAUACUUCGAAAGAAGAAAGAGAGAAAGAAAAUCAAAGGUAGGCUAAAGAUAUCAGCGAUAUAUCCAAGUUGGUACGACCAGAACAUUAGGAGAAAAUGGUGAAAGAAUAUUUAGAUUUAAAAAAACAAAAUCCCAAUUGGACAGUAUGUUAAAUCUUGACGGAAAUUAUUGAUAAAAUGGUGAGAAAUAAAUUGUGACUUCAAAGUUAUUGAAUAGCAUUAUUCUAUAUAAAUAAUAAUUCAAUAAUCAAUCAUUAA
Paramecium tetraurelia is the source of this 1713-nucleotide messenger RNA. RefSeq lists its product as uncharacterized. Gene Ontology annotation, molecular function: ATP binding; protein kinase activity. Lineage: Eukaryota; Ciliophora; Oligohymenophorea; Peniculida; Parameciidae. Gene Ontology annotation, biological process: protein phosphorylation. The record is from RefSeq and is a predicted model, not a curated record. The transcript has a single exon.